Aspergillus neoniger CBS 115656 is the source of this 4704-nucleotide messenger RNA. RefSeq names its product putative P-type calcium ATPase (gene pmcA). Gene Ontology annotation, cellular component: membrane; intracellular membrane-bounded organelle. The coding region runs from base 260 to 4558 and encodes 1432 amino acids. Gene Ontology annotation, biological process: calcium ion transmembrane transport; intracellular calcium ion homeostasis. The record is from RefSeq and is a predicted model, not a curated record. The transcript has 2 exons. Gene Ontology annotation, molecular function: P-type calcium transporter activity; ATP binding; ATP hydrolysis activity. NCBI's taxonomy places the organism in Eukaryota, Fungi, Ascomycota, Eurotiomycetes, Eurotiales, Aspergillaceae.
CUUAGUGUAGCUAGAACACAUGGGAUAUAAUACUCGCACAUUCCUCUUCGGUGUCCGCUAUUGAGCUUAAUCGGUUGCUACUUGCCUCUGGAAUGAUACCCACUUCUCUUGCGUCUGGAUCCGACAUUUUAUGAUACGGCGCUGUUCAAUUGUUCUGCUCCUUUUGGAGCCGCAUUCCUAUUGACGUCUAGUAUCCUAGUCCGUUGCCAUCGCUCCCAAGACCCACUCAUCUCCGGUUGUUUCACCCCCUGGAAAUAUCAUGCCGGAUUCCAAAUCGGAUGGCCAUGAUGCUAGGCAGUCAGGGUCGACUCCCCUGCGACGGGAGCGGGCCCCGACUAUCACCAUCGAUACGUCGGCUGUAACGUCCUCAACCGACCAGCAAGAACCCCCGCAACAGAUACUUCCUACCCCAUCCCACCCCUCCUUACAAGUGUCUACCGAAAAUGUUGAUGCGCAUGAUAUGAGCGCGCUCUUGAGCAGUGGGGGUGUCUCGCCAUCGUCAGUCCGCUCUUUUGCGUCAUCUGAGAACCGGGACUACGAGAGUCGUCCUACAUCCCCGCACAAUAUCUCUCCCGCCUCGAAAAUGACGGAGAACAUGUCGAAUUCGAAUUACCUGGCUGUCCCCGGCACCAGGUCUCGCGGUAACUCGUUGGAAUCUGAGGACUCGAAUAAUUCGUAUACCAGCUCGUGCGGCGGAGACACCUAUGUUCCCACAGCAUCUCACGGCUCGCGCACCGAUUUGACCCAGAACACGAUAAUCUCCGAUGAGGAUGCUCUCAAGCCGGAUCCGGGGCGAGAGGCCGAGUUUGAGGUGGAAGACAACAAAUUCGCAUUCGCGCCUGGCCAUCUGAACAAGCUAUUGAACCCUAAGAGCCUGGGCGCAUUUCAUGCGUUGGGAGGGUUGCGUGGAAUCGAAAAAGGACUUCGAACCGACGCGCGGAGUGGUCUGAGUUUGGAUGAAGGAGACUUGGAUGGUACAGUGAGCUUCGAAGAUGCCACCAGCACGCAAACGUCCGAAUCGCUGCCAAAGAACGCUUCCUUGACGCCAACGAGCCCUCCCAGAACCGACACGGGCUCGUCGAAACAUGUCGAAAAUGCCUUUGGGGAUCGAAGCCGCGUCUAUGGGAGGAACAAGCUUCCUGAAAGGAAGGCGAAGAGUUUUCUGGAGCUGGCUUGGAUUGCAUACAACGACAAGGUUCUGAUUCUGCUUACGAUAGCUGCAAUCAUAUCUCUCGCCCUUGGAAUCUAUCAGUCUGUGACGGCAACGGGGAAGGAAGCACGUGUGCAAUGGGUAGAGGGCGUGGCUAUCAUUGUUGCCAUCCUAAUCGUGGUCGUUGUGGGUGCCGCUAACGACUGGCAAAAGGAACGCCAGUUCGUCAAGUUGAACAAGAAAAAAGAUGAUCGACUGGUGAAAGUGGUCCGUUCCGGGAAAACAGCAGAGAUCUCCAUUCACGACAUUCUCGUGGGUGACGUUAUGCAUCUUGAACCCGGUGAUCUUAUUCCAGUUGACGGUAUAUUUAUUACUGGCCACAAUGUCAAAUGCGAUGAAUCGUCUGCGACCGGCGAGUCGGAUGUGUUACGCAAGACUCCUGCUCACGAUGUCUAUCGGGCGAUCGAGCAACACGAAAACGUCUCGAAGCAGGACCCGUUCAUCGUAUCUGGUGCCAAAGUCUCUGAAGGUGUAGGGACGUUCUUGGUUACAGCAGUCGGUGUUAAUUCGACAUACGGAAAGACCAUGAUGUCUCUUCAGGAUGAAGGGCAGACCACCCCGCUACAAUCGAAGCUAAACGUGCUCGCAGAGUACAUUGCAAAGCUUGGUCUUGCUUCCGGAUUACUCCUGUUCGUCGUGCUUUUCAUCAAGUUCCUUGCGCAGCUGAAAGAUAUGGGCGGCGCAUCUGAGAAAGGACAAGCUUUCCUGCAGAUCUUCAUUGUUGCUGUGACCGUCAUCGUUGUUGCUGUCCCAGAAGGUCUUCCUCUGGCUGUCACCCUGGCGCUCGCCUUUGCAACGACCCGAAUGCUCAAGGACAAUAACCUUGUACGUCUGUUGAGAGCCUGUGAAACUAUGGGUAAUGCCACCACGAUCUGCUCCGAUAAAACAGGUACCCUGACGGAAAACAAAAUGACCGCCGUCGCGGCUACUCUGGGAAAGAAUCUAAGAUUUGGAGACAAGUCCACCGAAACCUCUAGUCGUCCAGACGGCGACCGGGGUCGCGACCCUGCGACUACUCUUUCUCCCUCCGAGUUCGCAUCCAGCCUUUCUGCACCGGCUAAAGACCUUUUGAUCCAGUCGAUUGUAUAUAACUCCACGGCAUUCGAAGGGGAGCAAGACGGUGUAAUGACUUUCAUCGGUUCGAAGACGGAAACUGCCCUUCUGGGAUUUGCGCGUACGUAUCUCGGCCUAGGGUCACUCAGCGAGGCUCGGGACAACGCAUUUCUUGCUCAGAUGGUGCCAUUUGACUCCGGACGCAAGUGUAUGGCGGUGGUCGUCAAGAUGGAAAAUGGUAAAUACAGAAUGCUGGUCAAAGGUGCAUCCGAAAUUCUGGUUGCGAGAUCCACUCGUAUUGUUCACAACGCUACCCAGGACUUGUCAGAAGGGCCCAUGUCGGAUCAAGACCGGUCUAACCUGGACAAUUUGAUCAACCGUUAUGCAUCUCAUUCGUUACGAACUAUUGGUCUGGUGUACCGGGACUUCGAUCAAUGGCCACCCCGUGGGGCUCCUACUCAGGAGGAGGAUCGUUCGCUCGCUGUUUUCGAUGCAGUCUUCAAGGAUAUGAUUUUGUUGGGCGUCUUUGGUAUCCAGGAUCCCUUGCGACCGGGUGUGACCGAGUCCGUCCACCAGUGUCAACGUGCAGGUGUCUUUGUGCGUAUGGUGACUGGUGACAACAUCAUGACUGCGAAAGCUAUCGCCCAAGAAUGCGGUAUCUUCACUCCUGGGGGCAUUGCUAUUGAGGGCCCCAAGUUUCGUCAGUUAAGCAGCCGUCAGAUGACGCAAAUCAUCCCGCGGCUACAGGUUCUGGCCAGGUCAAGCCCCGACGACAAGAAAAUUCUGGUUACUCAACUCAAAAAGCUGGGUGAAACGGUGGCUGUGACAGGCGACGGUACGAACGAUGCACAGGCUCUCAAGACAGCUGAUGUUGGCUUUUCUAUGGGGAUUUCUGGCACUGAAGUUGCUAAAGAAGCGUCCGAUAUCAUCCUUAUGGACGACAACUUCACCUCGAUUAUCAAGGCUAUGGCUUGGGGUAGGACAGUCAAUGAUGCUGUCAAGAAAUUCCUUCAAUUCCAACUUACUGUCAACGUUACUGCCGUGGUCCUCACUUUUGUUUCCGCAGUAGCGAGUGGAGAUGAGGAAUCUGUCCUGACAGCAGUUCAGCUUCUCUGGGUUAACCUUAUCAUGGAUACUUUUGCGGCCCUUGCCUUGGCUACGGAUCCCCCCUCACCUCAUGUUCUCGACCGUCGACCUGAUCCUAAAUCGGCGCCGUUGAUCAAUUUGACUAUGUGGAAGAUGAUUAUUGGACAGAGUAUCUAUCAGUUGGUCGUCACGCUGGUUCUGAACUUCGCGGGACAAUCGAUCUUUCACUACAAAACGGCAGACGACCUCGACCGGCUUGAGACGAUGGUGUUCAACACGUUUGUCUGGAUGCAGAUCUUCAACCAGUGGAACUGUCGCCGACUCGACAACAAUUUCAAUAUCUUCGAGGGCAUGUGGCGAAACUUCUGGUUCAUGGGGAUUCAGUUCAUCAUUAUUGGUGGACAAAUUCUUAUCAUCUUCGUUGGUGGACAGGCGUUCUCUGUCAAGCGACUCAACGGAGCUCAGUGGGGUGUUUCGCUGGUUCUAGGCGUAAUCUCGCUGCCGGUAGCCGUGAUCAUCCGAUUGAUACCUGAUGAGUUUAUUAGCCGGCUCAUCCCUCGGUUCUGGCAGCGCAAGAAGGGCCCCGAGCUACUGGUGUCCGACGAGGACCGGCGGUUCGAGUGGAACCCUGCGCUCGAGGAGAUCCGGGAUCAGUUGAAGUUCCUCAAGACGGUUCGUGGAGGUCGGCUGAGGCAUCUCAAGCACAAGUUGCAACAUCCAGAAGAACUCCUUCCGAGAUCACGAAGCGGGUCACGAUCCAGAGAAAACUCGAUUCCCGGUACUCCUGUUGGCGAGCACAGCGACAGCACCCCGACACAGCCCCCUACUCCCGAUUCCCGCUCUAGACGACGCACUCGGUCCCGCUCGAAUUCAGCCUUCGGGCCUGCUGCUGCUAUGGCCGGUGUGGUUGCGGGAAGUAUUGCGGGCUGGUCUCCAAUUGAGCGGGCACCAGGUGACGGAGAGGCUUUCAAGGUCCAGACGGACAGUCCUCAUGGAGGCCUGGAUAAGCAGAAAGGCAUUGAAAUCCACCCCGAUACUGCGGCUGAUGACCGUAUUCUGGGAGAUUACCAGACUACCUCGAAGACCCCUCCGAGCCAGAACCCAGGACUUCUCCCGCACUUCGAAUACGCACCUCCGGAGCGUGCUCCGUCCCACCGGAGCCAGAGGUCUACGUCUCGGCUGUCGCGAUCUAGCCAGAGCCAGGCGUGAUCGCAAACCUCCUCUUCUUCCCAACUCCUUCCAGCCCUGUAUACUUACCACCUGCUCUCUCUUUGUUCGCUCAAGUCCUUCUUGCUUGUGAUUUAAGUCCUUUCAUGCUAGAUGUUACUGCGUUUUGUGAUUUUACUUGCCGAUUC